AUGGAUACAACACUUCCACCAUUCCUUCAGACUAAUCCGCCUCCAACCGCACCCCCUUCUUCAGCUCGAAUACAAGCUCUAUACGCUUCCACUUCAAGUCAACGCACGACAAAUCCAACAGGUUACAACGCGAAUACACAGUGGUGGGCAUCAGUAUUGGAAGAAACACUCAGAACAGGCUGGUUAAACGGUGGGGAUGAUGGUGAUAGAUUGAUCAUCAAAGUGGAUGAUGGUCUUUUAAGUCGUUUGGAAGAUUGUCAGGGGAAACGACCAAAAGGUAUAGGUGGUGUAAUAGCGAAUCUCACCACGACAAUUCCAAUCACACUCUACCCGCUACCUACGUUCCAAUCAUCACUAUCCCCAAUACAAGCUCCGCCCUCCCUCACAUCACGAUAUAUCGGCAGACCAUUAUGGUGGGCCGUAGGACAACUGAAUCCUUUCGGAUCAUCAGGUGAUAAAGUAGAGAAAGAAGAAACGUUAUGGUCGAAACAUGGUAAAGGGAAAGAAUACGUUCAUAUACCAUUACUUGAGCAAGCAGCGUCUUCAUUCAAUUCAUAUAUAUCGAAAAAUCCUAUACUUACUUACACCGACGCGUUGUACGAUCUCGAUAGCUUCCGUGAGGAGUACGCAAAAUUUUGUUUCCCAGCUAGCUCAAGUUCGAAAAAGUUACCUGCCGGUGUACAUGUAUUGAGCUUGAGAGAUAUUGAAGUUUUGGUUAGAUGGUUACAUAGAGAUACUGGAGUUGUAGUCACAGAUGGAACGGUCAUCAAAGUGCUUGAUACCAAUCAAAUACCAUCUGAUCAUCCUGUUACCGAAGCUGAUCGAGGAGUAAUAUCAAUCAUUAUCGCUCAACGUAAAGUGGAGAAACAAAUAUCAGGCUUAGAAAAACAAAUUCUCGAAUCACAUGAAAAAGCCAAAAAACAUCUCGCGAACAAUCAGAAAAAUACAGCUUUAUCAUAUCUUCGAUCGAAGAAACAACUUGAAGAUCUGUUGGCUAAAAGAGUAGCAUCUUCAGAGCAACUAGGAUCGGUAAUUAGAAGUAUUGAUCAAGCUAAAGGAGAUGUCGAAAUCAUGGCAGCAUAUGAAACUUCAACAUCAACACUUGAAUCUGUACUUUCCAACCCAUCACUCUCUCCAGAUCGAAUCGCGGCUACAACAGAUGCUCUUGCUGAAGCCAUGGCAGACCAAGAAGAGAUUGAUCAAGCUGUUAGAAUCGGUGGCGAAUUGGCUAUGGGGGGAAAGAGGGUUGAAGUUGAUGAAGAUGAACUUGCUGCUGAAUUAGCGGAUUUAGUAGAAGAAGAAAAAUUAGCUCAACGCGCUUCAGAAAAGAAACGACUAGAAGACGAGGAGAGAGCAGCCAAGUCUGCUGCCGUCGCUGCUGCUAAGAAAGAAGAAGAGGAAAAACUUCAACCAGUCCUGGAGAAUCCUGUCUCAGCUAAAGAAUCCGUGAAACCUUCAUCAGCUGAAUCAGCCCCAGCUCAAGCUCCAGCCAAAGCGAAACCAACCAGUAGCAACAACGAAGAUGAACAGAAGUGGAACGAACGAUAUGAAGAUGCUCAAAUGCGUGAAGACGCUGAAAGAAGGAGAAGUCAAGAAGAACGAUUGAAGAAAGACGAGAAACGUAUUGCAGCUGAAUAA
This is a messenger RNA of Kwoniella shivajii, 1638 nucleotides long. RefSeq lists its product as uncharacterized. Bases 1 to 1638 code for a protein of 545 amino acids. The record is from RefSeq and is a predicted model, not a curated record. The transcript has 6 exons. NCBI's taxonomy places the organism in Eukaryota, Fungi, Basidiomycota, Tremellomycetes, Tremellales, Cryptococcaceae. Gene Ontology annotation, biological process: late endosome to vacuole transport via multivesicular body sorting pathway; vesicle budding from membrane. Gene Ontology annotation, cellular component: multivesicular body; ESCRT III complex.